Messenger RNA from Rubroshorea leprosula, 1787 nucleotides. The record is from the annotation of a GenBank genome assembly. Lineage: Eukaryota; Viridiplantae; Streptophyta; Magnoliopsida; Malvales; Dipterocarpaceae.
CAGACUGCCAUCUAUUUUUCUCAACCUUUUCCUACCUCAUAUUUGUGUCCCAUAUUUUUCCUCUGUAAAAUCUGUCCUGAACUGGUCUCUUGGUUUCCUUCCUUGUCUUAAAGCUUUCUGGGUUAAUUCCUUUUGAAGCAGAGAGUGUGGUAGCUGAAAAAAUGGCAACCUGCACAGUUUACACCACACAAUCUCUGAAUUCAACAUGCUCAAUCUCCACAUCAGCAAAAACCCACUUGGGGUUUCACCAGAGACAAGUAGUGUUCUACAGUAGUACCGGGAAGAAAACCAGCAAGAGGGGUGGGAGUGUGAUAAGCUGUGCAGCUAGAGACCCACAGACUGUUGUGAUUGGUCUGGCAGCGGACUCAGGGUGUGGGAAGAGCACCUUCAUGAGGAGGCUGACUAGUGUGUUUGGAGGUGCAGCAGAGCCACCCAAGGGAGGCAAUCCUGAUUCAAACACACUCAUCAGUGACAUGACCACAGUAAUAUGCUUGGAUGAUUACCAUUCCCUUGAUAGAACUGGGAGGAAACAGAAGGGUGUGACUGCACUUGACCCAAGAGCUAACGAUUUUGAUCUUAUGUAUGAGCAAGUGAAGGCCAUCAAGGAUGGGAUUGCUGUGGAUAAGCCUAUUUACAACCAUGUUACUGGUCUCCUAGAUCCUCCUGAGCUCAUCAAGCCACCUAAGAUCCUUGUUAUUGAAGGAUUGCACCCCAUGUUUGAUAAACGAGUGAGGGAGCUCUUGGACUUCAGCAUCUACUUGGACAUUAGCAAUGAGGUCAAAUUUGCAUGGAAAAUUCAGAGGGACAUGGCUGAGAGGGGCCAUAGUCUUGAGAGCAUCAAAGCUAGCAUUGAAGCCCGGAAACCGGAUUUCGAUGCUUAUAUUGACCCUCAGAAGCAAUAUGCAGAUGCAGUGAUUGAGGUGUUGCCCACCCAACUCAUUCCAGACGACGAUGAGGGGAAGGUUCUGAGAGUUAAGUUGAUAAUGAAAGAAGGGGUGAAGCAUUUCAGCCCUGUUUACCUGUUUGAUGAAGGCUCCACUAUCUCCUGGAUACCCUGUGGAAGGAAGCUCACUUGCUCUUACCCUGGCAUCAAAUUUGCCUAUGGCCCUGACACUUAUUUCGGUCAUGAGGUUUCUGUUUUGGAGAUGGAUGGGCAAUUUGACAGAUUAGACGAGCUCAUUUAUGUUGAAAGCCAUUUAAGCAACAUUUCCACCAAGUUUUAUGGAGAAGUCACCCAACAGAUGUUGAAACACUCUGAUUUCCCAGGUAGUAACAAUGGAACUGGACUCUUCCAAACCAUUGUUGGAUUGAAGAUCAGAGAUCUCUAUGAGCAAAUUGUUGCAACCAAAGUCGGUACUCCGCUAGAAGCAACAAAAGCCUAAGAGACAAGGCGCUAACGUUAUUAAUUAGCUCAUUCUCAUUUUCCUCCUUUCCACUCUCUCCCCUUUAUAAUUCAUUUUGAAUCCUAGCACGAAUACUCUCAAAUGUAGUUAUUUUCUAUUAUAAUUCUGUGGGGAUGUGUAAUAUAGAGAAGCAAAAGCAGAGAUCAAAUUUCAGUUGAGAAGUUCAUACAAGACAGGAACUUUUUGACAUCAUCUGUCCUCUUCCAUUCCCUCACUGGCUUUCCUUGCAUCACUCCAUUUGAUGCCCACCAUUUUCUACUUUGUUUUCUGGCAAAGGUUAUCGGUCGCCGACCCCAUGGACCACAAGAGGAAUGGCAAAAGAGCAAGGCCAUACCUUAUUAUCCAUAACGAUCCAAACAUAUGAAAUACAUAUCAAAACAUCAG